Funneliformis mosseae is the source of this 666-nucleotide messenger RNA. Lineage: Eukaryota; Fungi; Glomeromycota; Glomeromycetes; Glomerales; Glomeraceae. The record is from the annotation of a GenBank genome assembly.
AUGUCUGAUAAAUAUAGUCGUCGUCGCGAUUCGCCAUUAGUAAAAUUAUCAAAAUCGUUAUCGUACGUUCUUCGUCAUGGUGCACAAAAGGAAGGAUUAAAUAUUCGUGCAGAUGGAUAUGUUAAUUUGCAUGAAUUGAUGAGGUUACCUAGGUUUAAAGGAAGAACACUCGAUGAAAUACAACAGGUCGUAAAGGAAAAUGAUAAACAAAGAUUUACUCUUAUACAACAAACAACUGAAAGUGGUGACAUAGUAUGGUGGAUAAGAGCUAAUCAAGGACAUAGUCUAGAGGUAUUCAUUACCCUUUACUUUCACCUUGUCGAUAUAUGUGGAGGAAUUGGAACUAGAAAAAAUAACAAAUCCUUCACAAAUCCCCCAGAAACUCAAGGACUUUCCAAAAUGAAUCGUACUCAUAUACAUUUUGCUACUGGAAAAUGGGGCGAUCAAAAUGUGAAGAGUGGUAUGAGAGCAAAUUGUGAUGUGUAUAUAUAUAUCAAUGUAUAUGAAGCUAUGAAAGAUGGUAUAGAAUUUUAUAGAUCUUCUAAUGGAGUCAUACUUACAAAAGGAGAUAAGGGAACUUUGGAUAAAAGAUACUUUCUUAAAGUAGUUGAUAGGAAUGAAAAAAUUUUAUAUGGUCAAAGUGAUUCUGUGAUUCUAACGUUAUGA